This is a messenger RNA of Cotesia glomerata, 1629 nucleotides long. RefSeq lists its product as uncharacterized. Bases 1093 to 1524 code for a protein of 143 amino acids. NCBI's taxonomy places the organism in Eukaryota, Metazoa, Arthropoda, Insecta, Hymenoptera, Braconidae. Gene Ontology annotation, biological process: positive regulation of voltage-gated potassium channel activity; sleep; regulation of synaptic transmission, cholinergic. The record is from RefSeq and is a predicted model, not a curated record. The transcript has 3 exons.
UUAUAUAUAAUACAUUUUUUGUAAUAAUUGUAUUAAUUAUAUAUUAUUAUUAUUAUGAGGAUUUUAUUUAACAUUAGGUAGAUAGACAUUCAAAAAAGUAAACUAAAUAAUUAAAUUAACAAUAGUGGUGAUCGUUAUCAUAUGAACAAUUAAGCUUCCAAAAAAUCAGCAACACAUAGCUUCCAUUAUACUAUCCAGUAAAAUAAAAUCAUGUUAUUUGUAUUCGAUAAAAAUAAAAAAAAAAAAAAAAGAAAGACAAGAAAAAAUGUAUCGUGUUAACAAAUAACUAAAAUAUAAAACUAUUUACGCAAUUAUUAUUGAAUACCGAUAAUAAAAGAAAAAUAUAAAAAAUGAUAAAUACGUGCCUAAAAAAAUAGUCUACGCGUAAAAAGAAUAUUGUGCAGAAUUGAUGUUAAAUAUCAAUAAAAGUAAAAUGAAUGUAAAAAAUAGCAUGUAUAAAUAUACACACUUAAAUAAAGUUUACGUAAUAUAAUUGAAAUAACAAUCGAGUAUUGAGCUUUAAAAUCGAAUAAAAAAAAUUUACAAUACAAUAACAAUUACAUUUACAAUAUUGUAUCGAGUAUACCCAAGAGGAUUGUAUAAACCAAUAAAAAAUGGUUACCUAUUACGCGGUGGUUUAUUUACAAUGUUUUUAUUUAAACUUUUAUUUUAUUCCUAAAUCACGAUUACGAGUUACAUUUAUCAAUAAGUUGUACCGACUCGUGGGAGUUGUCUCUUUCCACUUUCUCCAUACCGACAUUCUCUGAGUUUUACCAUGCACUGCUCCAUAUAUCUAUAUACCUGUGUAUAUAUAAAGAUACAUACAAAAUAUAGGUGUACUAAGUUGAGAAAAGUUCUUGCUCGUCUUUCGUGUGCAAGAUUUACUUACCUACAUACACAUGGACAUUAAAAUGUCGCCUCUACUCUCCCACUCUUCUCGGGUGUUUGUUUAUCCUUGUCAGAAGGUUGGCCCAUGUUUGAAUCAUUAACCAGUGUUAUGUGUGAUACCUUAUCAGUUCGCGACGUAAGUAACGAGACGCCACUUCGUGUUUGUAUCUUUAAUGUACUUGAUUCGUAUUCAAUUUUGAGAGCAUGAAAUUUUUUUUUAUUUUUAUUUAUCUGCUUUACUUUAUACUAGCAGAAGGAGUGUGUGAAGAAAAACUCUGGUGCUACAAAUGCAAUGCAGAUCUAUCGAUGGGACACAGAGGAGACUGCAAUGACCCAUACACGCCGGCACCAUCAAUCGAUCUCGUCGCUUGUCCAGACAAUGAGUCGUACCACUGUCUUAAAGCUUUUGUUUUCUAUAAAAAUAUUCAUACAACAAUUCGAGGUUGCGUGCCAUCACGAUCUAAAAGCACUUACUGUAAUUUCGAAGCAACAUAUCCUGAAGCACUUGUCACUUGUUCAUUUUGCUCUGAAAAUGGUUGCAAUCGAUCACGGCGUCUUGAAGCACCCUUGUCAACAUUACUGACAAUAAUUUCACUUUGGACACUCAUUGUUGCGUUCACUUUGCAUAACCAGUGACAUUAUCUAAAUUAAAUUUUUUUUAGAACUGAAAGCCAAGUAGCAAGAGAGGCAGAGUGAACUAAUGAACAAAAAAUAAUAAUAAAUUAAGAAGUCAUCGUUCAA